AUGACGGCUGCAAAAAAUAUGAGCGCCCAAACACUCAAUGAUAAUUUAGAAACAUUUUCUCUUCUUUGGCUUGAUGCAGAAGUCAAUACAACAGAAGAUAACAGGCGUGCUCAAAAGCGACUUCGUUCAAGCAUCAAUCAUCUUAAAAUAUUUCAUAAUCAAAAUGAAUGUCAACAAUAUAUUAUGUCUUGUUCUGAACAAGAUCGAAUUGUUCUUAUCAUUAGUGGCCGAUUAAGCAAAGAAUUAAUACCUCAGAUUCAUGGUCUUCGACAACUUUCUGCUGUUUACAUCUAUUGUUGGGAUAAGAGAGCAUAUAAAGAUUGGGCUAAACAGUAUAGUAAAAUAAAAGGUGUAGUCGUUCAACUUGAUGAUCUCAUUCAACAAAUUCAAACAGACUACAGAGAUCUAUUAAUACAAGACGAACCAAUGUGUAUCAGUUUUUAUAAUGUUAGUAGUAAUGCAGAUAAAUCAACAACUGACCUCAAUGGUCAAUUUAUUCAUUAUCUAUUAUUGAUUGAUGUUCUUAUUCGAAUGAAACCUAAUGACGCUGACAGAAAAAAACUAAUUCAACUUUGUAAAGAAGAAUAUGCUGGCAACGAACCUCAUUUAGCCGUGGUUCGUGAAUUUGAAUGUGACUACAAACCUAGAAAAGCUAUAUGGUGGUAUACUCGUGAUGCAUUUUUAUACAGUAUGUUAAACAAAGCUUUACGAAUACAAAACACUGAAUUAUUAUUAUUAUUUCGCUUUGUAAUUCAUGACAUUUAUCAAGAACUACAAAGAAAUCAAUGCCAACAUCCUGUUCGCGCUUUUCGUUAUCAAGCUAUGCCUGCUGAUGAAUUAAGAACUCUUAAAAAAUCGAUCGGUCAAUUUAUCUCAAUUAAUUCAUUUUUUUCAACUAGUUCUGAUCGUGAUACAGCAUUAAAAUUCAUGAAGCGUACGACCAUUUCGAAUGACUUACGUGGAAUAUUAUUUGACAUUGAAGCUGAUCCACGUGUUGUGAAAUCAAAACCAUUUGCUGAUAUUAGUUCAUUAAGUUAUUUCAGUCAAGAAUCUGAAAUAUUAUUUAUGGUUGGAUGUAUAUUUCGUUUGAUCAAUAUCUAUCGAGAUGAUAAUGAAAAUAUCUCGACCAUUGUUAUGCAAUUAGUAGAAGAUGAUGACAAUGAGUUGAAGAAGCUUUUCGAUCAGUUGAAAGCAGAUUAUGGAGGUGGUGAGAACGAAGCUGAUCUUAAGUCAUUUGGUGAUGUACUUCAACAUAUGGGAAAAUAUGAUUCGGCAGAAAAAAUAUAUCGUGGUCUACGCAAAACGUAUUCCUCCAAUGAUAGUUCAUAUUCUCAAUUAUGUUUCUCAUUUGGCAUGCUGAAUAAAGAAAAAAAGGACUUUGACAGCAGUCUACAAUGGUUUGAAAAAGCAUUGAGCAAGAAAAUUCGUACAGAUCCAAAUGAUUUGAUCUACAUUGCUGGUCUACACUGUUGUAUUGGAAACAUCCAUAUCGAAAAGAAUAACUUUGAUGAAGCAAUAAAAUGUUACAAUAUAGCAAUGGAUCAUUACAAGCGCGCGAAUGCUACAAAUCAUCCAAAUAUCGCUUCUUGGUAUCACGGUUUUGCCCGUAUUUACAGUGCUCAAAAACAAUAUCAAGAUGCAUUAAGUUAUUAUCAACGCUCAUUGAUUAUUCAAGAACAGCACUUACAUUCUAAUCAUUCGGAUAUGGCUUUAAAUUAUAGUGGCAUAGGUGAUGUUUAUUUUAAUACUGGCAAAUAUCAGCUUGCCAUGAGCCAUUACAAAAAAUCACUUGAGAUUAGAAUAAAAUCCUUACCUCCUCAACAUCAAGACAUUGCU
Rotaria sp. Silwood1 is the source of this 1836-nucleotide messenger RNA. The record is from the annotation of a GenBank genome assembly. NCBI's taxonomy places the organism in Eukaryota, Metazoa, Rotifera, Eurotatoria, Philodinida, Philodinidae.